GACGCGGGCAAGCAGGUCUAUCUCGGCGGUUUCGAUAGCGAGGAACAAGCGGCCAUCGCGUACGACGUAAUCGCUGUCAAAUGUCGAGGCAUGAAAGCACAAACCAAUUUCGAUCUUCGUAAUUAUGCGAAUGAGUUGAACGCGCUGGAGAGUAUUUCGAAGGAAGACUUAGUGUUGAGUCUGCGGCGUCAGAGCAAAGGAUUUUCAAAAGGUUCGUCGAAGUUCAGGGGCGUGACUAAACACGCCAAGGGGAAAUUUGAGGCGAGAAUUGGCCAGAUGAUAGGCAAGAAGUACAGAUAUUUGGGACUUUAUGAUACCGAAGUAGAGGCGGCGGUGGCGUACGACGUGGCGUGUGUGGCAGAUCGCGGUUUGAGCGCCGUGACGAAUUUUGACAUCUCAUCGUAUUCUGAA
Messenger RNA from Ostreococcus lucimarinus CCE9901, 411 nucleotides. RefSeq lists its product with no specific name. Gene Ontology annotation, molecular function: DNA-binding transcription factor activity; DNA binding. The record is from RefSeq and is a predicted model, not a curated record. The transcript has a single exon. Lineage: Eukaryota; Viridiplantae; Chlorophyta; Mamiellophyceae; Mamiellales; Bathycoccaceae. The annotation marks the transcript as partial. Gene Ontology annotation, biological process: regulation of DNA-templated transcription.